This is a messenger RNA of Cyprinodon variegatus (sheepshead minnow), 3190 nucleotides long. RefSeq names its product solute carrier family 27 (fatty acid transporter), member 1 (gene slc27a1a). The coding region runs from base 360 to 2306 and encodes 648 amino acids. The record is from RefSeq and is a predicted model, not a curated record. The transcript is spliced from 13 exons. Gene Ontology annotation, biological process: negative regulation of phospholipid biosynthetic process; cardiolipin biosynthetic process; phosphatidic acid biosynthetic process. Gene Ontology annotation, molecular function: long-chain fatty acid-CoA ligase activity; long-chain fatty acid transmembrane transporter activity; fatty acid transmembrane transporter activity. Lineage: Eukaryota; Metazoa; Chordata; Actinopteri; Cyprinodontiformes; Cyprinodontidae. Gene Ontology annotation, cellular component: mitochondrial inner membrane; plasma membrane.
AGCCCACAUCUUACACUUUUCUAUUAUAUUAGUUUUAUCUCAGGGUCUUACUGUAUGAACCCCUUUUAUUAUUAUUAUUUGCAGAUGCCAACCUGUUAUUAUCACUAACCCCCUAUUUUGAGAUACAGCUUGAACUUAGCAAACUCCUCAUUACUUGACAGUUUGGGCGCUGAUAACGAUAAACUGCCGCAACGCUUCAAAACUCCUGUUUGCUACCAAAACGCAACAUUGUGGACGGUUUCAACAGCUGGGAGACGAAGUUUGAAAGCUUCCGUCAAACUGAAAAAGUGGCAAAGUGAGUGGAGCUGCAGGGUUAUUGGGUGAAAGGUGAACGGCGCGGCACAUUAUUGACUCAUAGAAUGCACAAUGCAGCGAGUGUGUCAGCCUCUCUGGGGUCUGUGGGACUGCUACGUCUGGUUGGGGUGUCCUGGUCCUGGACUCUGGCAGCAGGCCUAGGUGUAUAUCUGGGCACCAGAAGCUGGAAAUACUUCUACAUUGCAGCACGUACUGCCAAAAGAGACCUCAAUGGCCUGUAUGUGCUGCUGAGGGUGAAGCUGGCUUUGUGGCGUUACAUGCGCUCUGGAAGCAAUAUUCCUACCAUUUUCGCAGAGACAGUGAAACGCCACCCAAAUAAACCAGCUCUGAUCUAUGAAGCCACAGGAGAAACAUGGACCUUCAAUCAGCUGGAUGAGAUCUCUAAUGCAGUAGCUCACUGGGCAAGAGGUCAAGGAUGGGUCCCUGGGGAUGUGGUGGCUCUCUUUCUGGAAAGCAGGCCCUUACAUGUGGCUCUGUGGCUUGGCCUGGCCAAGGCUGGAGUGGAAGCUGCUCUUAUUAACUUCAGCCUCCGCUGCGAUCCUCUUCUGCACUGCAUUGGGGUGUCAGGGUCACGGGCUAUAGUGUUCGGAGCUGAGCUGGCUGAUGCCAUGCUGGAGAUUAAUUCAUCCCUCAGCCAGUCCAUGGUACGCUUUUGCACAGGGGACCUCAGUGCAGAGCAUUUGGCAGCUCUGGGAGCUCAACCUCUUGAUCCACUUCUAGCCACUGCAUCAAGACAUCCACCUUCACCAUGUGUUCCCCCAAAAGGCAUGAAUGACCGCCUGUUUUAUAUUUACACCUCUGGAACCACUGGACUUCCCAAAGCUGCUAUUGUGGUCCACAGUCGCUACUACAGAAUAGCUGCAUUUGGGUACUUUGCCUUUCGAAUGCAUCCUGAAGAUGUCAUCUAUGACUGCCUGCCCCUGUAUCACUCAGCAGGCAACAUUAUUGGAGUUGGUCAGUGUCUUAUCCAUGGUCUCACAGUGGUAGUGAAAAGGAAAUUCUCUGCCAGCCGCUUCUGGGAAGAUUGCAUCAAGUUCAACUGCACUGUGGUUCAGUAUAUUGGGGAAAUCUGUCGGUACCUCCUGUCACAGCCGGUCCGACCUUCUGAAAAGGGCCACAAAGUCCGCCUGGCAGUGGGGAACGGGUUGCGCCCCAGCGUUUGGGAAGCCUUCACGGAGAGAUUUGGGGUGGGGCAGAUCGGGGAGUUUUAUGGAGCUACUGAAUGCAACUGCAGCAUUGCCAACAUGGAUGGAAAGGUCGGAGCCUGUGGAUUUAACAGCCGCAUUCUACCCUACGUUUACCCCAUCCGGCUGGUGAAAGUCAACGAAGACACCAUGGAACUCAUUCGGGACAGCCAUGGUCUCUGUGUGCCUUGCCGCCCUGGGGAACCAGGCCUUCUAGUAGGACGAAUAAAUCAGAAGGACCCAUUACGGCGCUUUGAUGGAUAUGCCAACCAGGAUGCUACUAAGAAGAAGAUCAUUCACAAUGUCUUCAGGAAAAAUGAUACAGCAUAUUUGUCAGGGGAUGUGCUAGUGAUGGAUGAGCUGGGCUACAUGUACUUUCGUGACCGCAGCGGGGACACCUUCCGAUGGCGAGGGGAAAACGUUUCUACCACUGAGGUGGAGGGCAUACUCAACAGUGUUCUGAAUCAAACUGACGUGGCUGUGUACGGCGUAGCAGUGCCAGGUGUGGAAGGUAAAGCAGGCAUGGCUGCCAUUGCUGAUUCUACAGGGAACUUUGACUGCGACGGUUUCUUGCAGAAGAUUCAGAGAUUACUUCCUACUUAUGCCCGCCCAGUGUUCCUGCGAAUUUCCCCACAGAUAGACACCACAGGUACAUUUAAGAUCCAAAAGACCAGACUGCAGAGGGAGGGAUUUGACCCACGUCUCACAACAGACCAGAUCUUCUUUUUGAACGGUCGAGCUGCCCGUUAUGAGCCAGUGGAUGAGGAGCUUUACAACUCCAUAGUGGAGGGCAGAAUGUCUCUAUGACAUGUGGCCAUAGCGUUGCAUUCAAAGUGCCUCGGUCAGGGUGGCUAAUCAGGUGCUAGAGGGAAACACACAGGUAUGCACACAGCAAUGUCUGGAUCAUUCAGUUCUGCUGCAACACAGUUUUGAGUGUUGAGCAUUCAGGAAACAGAGUUUAGAUUAUUUACAUUGACUACUGUUACACGAGUUUGAACACUGAACAAGUAACACACUAGGACAUAAUGUGAGGGCUUGUUUUAAUCUUUUAACAGCCUUUUUUUUAAGUCACAAACAUUUCAAAAUGCCUUUGAGCAUUAACAUAGAGUGGAUUCCUCCCACAGCUAGUUUGAAGAUACAUGUUACAUUAACGGUGUUAGAAUAUAACCUGUAGUAUUAAGCAAAACUUUGUUCUAGAGCAUUUCCCAUUCAGGAAAUACUAAAUGCUGCUAGGUUUUACUGUGUAGGUUGAACUAUUGUUACUCUUACAUGUUUUAACGAGGUUGAAAUACCCGAUUUCAACAUGCAUAAUGAAUGUCUUUAAGGUCAAACCCAUUUUAACCUUAACAUAAAACCAUGCUAACCGUAAAAGCUAUUGGUGUUUUUAAUGCAAUGAAUAUCUAAACCUGCUUGUUCGACUUGAACCUCCAAACAACCCUGUCGUACCUCCAAACAAUGCAGAUUAUUCUAGUUUGUGCCUUUCAAAAACUUUGUAGCUAUUUCACAUUUUAUGCUUUUAAUGAAAAGGAUUUCAGAUAAAUUGUGGUUAUAAGCAGAGAAGCUAAGUUGCACAUUUUGACUGUUUUUAUGUAACAAAUCUCAUCAGUGUGAUAUAUAGGUGUUAGUUUGAUGUGCAAGCCCAAAUCUCUGAGUUGUGUUGUAACUCUAAUAAACAACUUCUUUAAAAAAAA